GGGAAAAGAAAUCGGGCUAAUACACCACCAGAUGUGUUACUUAAAAUAUUUGUUUGCUCGACUUUUUUGUUGUUCUUCGGUUUAUAGUUCAUGCGUUUUAGUGGUGAAAAACGUAAAUAUUAGGCAAGAUGCCACCAAAAAGGUCGACGGAAGAAACUGACAAGCUAACGCGAAUCGCCAUUGUCAACACAGACAAGUGCAAACCCAAAAGAUGCAGGCAAGAGUGCAAAAAAUCUUGCCCAGUAGUGCGAAUGGGCAAGCUUUGCAUUGAAGUCACACCGAACAAUAAAAUUGCCUCCAUCUCUGAGGAGCUGUGUAUUGGUUGUGGUAUUUGCGUUAAGAAAUGUCCAUUUGAGGCGAUAUCAAUAAUCAAUCUUCCAAGUAAUUUGGAAAAGGAAACAACACAUCGUUAUUCCAAGAAUUCAUUCAAACUACACAGACUUCCAAUACCACGUCCGGGAGAGGUGCUGGGACUUGUAGGAACCAAUGGAAUAGGAAAAUCAACUGCAUUGAAAAUUUUGGCUGGCAAACAAAAACCUAAUCUGGGAAGGUUUUCUGAUCCCCCUGACUGGACGGAAAUUCUUAGUCAUUUUAGGGGUAGUGAAUUGCAGAAUUAUUUUACGAAAAUUCUAGAAGAUGAUUUAAAAGCUCUCAUCAAGCCUCAGUACGUUGAUCAGAUUCCUAAAGCAGUUAAAGGAACUGUUCAGCAAUUAUUAGAUAAAAAAGAUGAAACUCUGAGUCAAGAUAAAAUCUGUGACAUGUUGGAUUUAUCACACAUAAAAGAUAGAAGUAUAGAGGCAUUAUCUGGAGGAGAAUUGCAACGGUUUGCUUGUGCUAUGGUAUGCAUUCAAGAUGGACAUAUAUUCAUGUUUGAUGAGCCAUCAUCUUAUCUCGAUGUUAAACAACGUUUGAAUGCUGCUCAAACAAUUAGAUCUCUUAUUCAUCCGGACAAGUUCAUCAUUGUAGUAGAACACGAUCUGUCGGUUUUAGAUUAUCUUUCCGAUUUCAUUUGCUGUUUGUAUGGGGUACCCGGUGCUUAUGGAGUUGUUACUAUGCCUUUCUCUGUGAGAGAAGGAAUCAACAUUUUCCUUGACGGGUUUGUUCCUACUGAAAAUUUGCGUUUCCGCGAGGAAUCCUUAGUGUUCAAGGUAGCGGAAAGUGCUACUGAAGAAGAAGUAAAGAGAAUGAGUCACUAUGAGUAUCCUGCAAUGAAAAAGACAAUGGGUUCUUUCAAGUUAGAGGUUGAGAAGGGCCAAUUCACGGACUCUGAAAUUUUGGUUUUACUAGGCGAGAAUGGUACUGGAAAAACUACUUUUAUUAGAAUGCUCGCUGGUAAUUUACCGCCUGAUGAGGGCUCAGGUAAUAUACCUCAAUUGUACAUUAGUUAUAAGCCUCAGAAGAUUAGUCCGAAAUCCCAAGGUUUAGUUAGGCAAUUGUUGCAUGAAAAAAUUCGGGAUGCCUACAUGCAUCCGCAGUUCAUUACUGAUGCAAUGAAACCUUUGAAAAUCGAUGAUAUCAUCGAUCAAGAGGUGCAGAAUUUGUCUGGAGGUGAAUUGCAACGUGUUGCAUUAGCCCUGUGCUUAGGAAAAGUCGCAGAUGUGUAUUUAAUUGAUGAGCCGUCAGCUUAUUUAGAUUCUGAGCAGCGGUUGGUUGCAGCUAAAGUAAUUAAGAGGUUUAUUUUACAUGCAAAGAAAACUGGCUUUGUAGUAGAACACGAUUUCAUUAUGGCAACAUACUUGGCUGAUCGUGUCAUUGUAUUCUCUGGUCAGCCUUCUGUCGAUACAGUUGCGCACAGUCCGCAAUCGUUAUUGAACGGCAUGAAUCGAUUUUUGGAAUUGCUUGGUAUUACAUUCAGACGAGAUCCUAACAACUUUAGACCUCGAAUAAACAAAGCUCAGUCUGUGAAGGACGUGGAACAAAAAAAUGCAGGACAGUAUUUCUUUUUGGAAGAGUAAAAUAUGCUGGAAUACUUCUAUGGAAGGAUUUAUCGAGUGCAGCUGUGCAAACACGGAGUUGCCUGAAAGUAACAUACAACAAGUACAUUUUUUACAAUUCAAUCAUUUGAUAUAAUUUUUUAAAUACAAUUUAAAAGGGGAUUCUGUACGAUAAAUCAAUGAAUUUAUUAAAUGUUUUAAGAUUUUAGCAUAAGUCAAUCAAAUAAAUACUCUGCCACCGA
Molecule: messenger RNA, 2176 nt
Organism: Copidosoma floridanum
Lineage: Eukaryota; Metazoa; Arthropoda; Insecta; Hymenoptera; Encyrtidae
Gene: pix
Product: ATP-binding cassette sub-family E member 1 pix
Molecular function (GO): ATP binding; ATP hydrolysis activity
Source: RefSeq, a predicted model, not a curated record